Molecule: messenger RNA, 4263 nt
Organism: Pseudocercospora fijiensis CIRAD86
Lineage: Eukaryota; Fungi; Ascomycota; Dothideomycetes; Mycosphaerellales; Mycosphaerellaceae
Exons: 1
Coding region: 170-3802 (1210 amino acids)
Biological process (GO): regulation of DNA-templated transcription
Cellular component (GO): Cdc73/Paf1 complex
Molecular function (GO): RNA polymerase II complex binding
Source: RefSeq, a predicted model, not a curated record
CAUCGCAUACCACCACGAGCUCGCCAACAGCAUUGCGACAUUGAAGUCGUAUUGCUAACAUCUGUAAUUCUCAGCAAUGAUAUUCUAGGCCGAAAAGGGCGCGGCGCGACAUCAAACAGAGAGCUGGGCUCUCCUCCCAUCCGCCACCAGCGCUCCUCCUUCUACCAUCAUGGCCGCCGUUGCGAAUGGCCAUACGAACGGCGUCAACGGUCAUGGCGAACGUGUCGUGUUCCAGCGCUUUGCCGAAGUUCCGCUGGUCAUCGACAUUCCUGUCAGCGGAGAAGACGGCGAAGAAGUCACCCUCGACUUGAGUAAUCCUCUUGACGACAUUGACGAGCUUUGCGGGCUGCUGGAGAGCGAGAAUGUGGCCAAGAGCUAUUGGAUUACAAUCGCGCUUGCCUACAUCAAGCAGAAUAAGGCUGAUCUGGCAGUCGACAUUGUCAAGAGAGGCUUGGAAGCGAUCCCGUCUGCGCGGUCAGAUGACAAGCUCAGUCUGCUUGCGUGUUUGGUCUGGAUUUAUCUCUGGAAGUGUCGGAAGGCGCCCAGAGUUAAGCCGACCCAGGCGACCGAAGAUGAGCGAACGAAGGAGCACUGGCUGGGCGCUGCCAACAUUGCGCUGAAUGAUGCUUCGCGCAUUAGUCCUUCCUACCCUCCGCUCUUCCUUGCGCGAGGCACCCUACUGCUUUUGAAGGCGUCUUUGCAGCCGACCAAGUUUGGCCCCGGAGGCCAAGAGCAUUCGGAGCGAAUAGAGACGCUGAGACAGGCAUCAAAGAAUUUCGACGAUGCAUAUCGAGUUUCAGGCAACAAGAAUGUUUUGGCUAUCAUGGGUAAGGCUCGCACACAGUUCUCGUUAGCCAAGUAUCCAGAGGCAUAUAUUCUCUACCAGCAGGCUCUUGAGCGCGCGACAGACCUCACAGAUCCUGAUCCACGCAUUGGCAUUGGCUGCUGUUUGUGGCAGCUGGGCCACAAGGAGAAUGCGAAAGAGGCUUGGGAGCGCGCCCUUGAACUGAAUGAGACCUCGACGAUCGCCAACAUCCUGCUUGGAUUGUACUACCUCGAUCAGAGCGGCCAGUACAACACAACCGACAAAGCCUUCGCGCCGAUUUAUCGAAAAGCCAUGACCGAGUACACGCAAACGGCUUUCAAGCUGAACGAUAUGCAUGCUCUCACGUGCUCGACAUUUGGUGGGUACUUCCUGCUUCGCAAGACUUGGCCAAACGUGGAGCGUCUGGCGCGCAGGGCCAUUGAGCACACCGAUGUCAAUGCCAUUGCCAGUGACGGCUGGUAUCUGCUUGCCAGGAAAGACCAUUACGAAGGCGAUCUUGCCAAGGCUCAAGACCACUACACUAAGGCCGACCAAGCAAGAGGCGGUGAUGAUCGAGGAUACCUGCCUGCCAAGUUCGGUGCAGUGCAGCUGAAGACCCUCAUGCAGGAUAUCGAUGGUGCCAAGUUCCGCCUCGAGAAGAUGCUGCUCACAAACAAAAAUGUGGAGGCAACAACGCUUCUGGGCGUACUUUACGCGGAAGAAGUCUUUGCUGCACAAGCAGCCGGUUCAAAAGAGGACAAGAGCGAAUCGAAGAAGAAGGCAAUAGUCCGUCUCGAGCAGGUUCGUGUCGCUUGGAAGGAUUCGAAGAAGAAGAUUACGCCAGAUUCUGCCGUCUUGCUGAACCUGGCCCGUCUCUACGAACAAGACGCACCAGAUAAGGCAUUGUCGUGUCUUCUGCAUGUCGAGCAGCUGGAGCUUGCCGAGAUCUCGGACGAGGAUUUGCCUGAGGACAUUGACGAGACCGACGAGAGCGCUGUAAGAGCCGCCAAGCAGGAGAUGCUGAGUCCUCAGCUCCUCAACAACAUCGGCUCGUUCUACUUCCACGCAGAUCGUCUAUCGCAAGCUCGAGAAUACUUCCAGUAUGCCCUGCGGUCUAGCGUCUCAAUCAACGCCAAGGACGAGUCUGUCGACACGGAUGCGUUGGUCACAACUAUCAGUUACAACCUUGCUCGCACUUACGAAGCCGAGGGCGUGGAAGAUGAGGCGGAGAACAUCUACAAGAAACUGUUGGAGCGGCAUCCAGACUAUAUCGAUGCCAAUUCGCGUAUGGCUUACCUCGCACUGCGCAACGACCCAGCCAAGGGAGCUGAAGCCAUCAAAGAAUUGAUGGAAGCAGAUCCUGCCAAUCUGGAAGUACGAGCUCUCUACGGCUGGUACAUCAACAAGCACAAGAAGCGAACUCUUGCCUUGAAUGAGGACCAAGAGCAGAAGCACUACAAACACACGCUCAUGACCUACGACAAGCACGACAUAUACUCACUUACCGGGAUGGGCAACCUGCACCUCACCGUGGCUAGAGAAAUGCCUCGAGACACCGAUGUGCACAAAGAGCGGCGAAGCAAGACCUACGCUCGCGCGGUUGAGUUCUUCGACAAAGUUCUUACCCUCGAUCCUAAAAACGCAUUUGCUGCGCAGGGUCUCGGCAUUGCAAUGGUCGAGGAGAAGAAGGACACGAGCGCGGGCAUUUCAGUAUUCUCAAAAGUGCGCGAGAGUGUCAAGGACGCUUCAGUCCACAUAAACCUUGGCCACGUCUACUGCGAGCUGAAGCAAUUCAGUCGUUCCAUCGAGAACUACGAGCUUGCACUUGCAAAGUCACGAGACAAGGAUCCACAGAUCAUGGCGUGUCUUGGUCGUGCCUGGUUGAUGCGUGGCAGAGCAGAGAAAUCUCUCGAUGCCUUAAAGACCAGUCUGUACAUCUCCCAACAAGCAUUGGAGAAGGCCCCGGACAACAUCAAUUUCAAAUUCAACGUCGCCUUUGUCCAGAUACAGAUUGCGCAGCAGAUGAUCAUGCAACCUGAAGCAAACAAGACCUUGGCCGACGUCGAGAUUGCGAGCAAAGGCCUCGACGCCGCUAUCGAGUCGUUUGGCGAGAUUGCCAAGAGCCCCAACACACCAUUCCCACGUCACGAUAUUGAGCAACGUGCCAACAUGGGUCGGAACACGAUGAAGAGACAGCUAGCGACAGCCAUCGAGAAGCAAGCCGAAUAUGAGAAGAAGCACGCAACUCGUCUUGAGGAGGCACGCAAGCGUCGCGAAGAAGAAGUCCGCAAGCGAGAAGAGGAGCGCCGAAAGGCUUUGGAAGCUGCGGAGGAAGAGAAGCGCAAAAUUCGUGAAGAACGUGAGAAGCUCAUGGAAGAGGACCGUCAACUUCUCGAGAAGCGGAUGCAGGAGGAAAGAGAGCGUGAAGCUGCAGAGUACACCACAGACGAAGAGGGUAAUCGCAAGAAGCGCGAGAAGAAGCCAAAGGAGAAGAGACAGAAGCGAAAGAAGAAGGGAGAAGAGUCCGACACUGAGGCUACAGGCGAUGAGGGUAGGCGCAGUCGACAUCGCUCCCGAGCUGCCAGUACCACCGGCAGUGAUCUGGAUGCGCCGCGCAAAAAGAAGAAGAGACGACUGGAGCGCAAGGGUCAAGCCGUCAAGUCCAGCAAAUAUAAGUCUGCUGAUCUGGUUGUCGAAUCGGAUUCAGAGGAUGAUGCUGGUCUUGCUGCUCCCACUUCCUCUGCCGCACCUCAGUCCGAUGCUGCAGAGACACCAGCCCCUGAAACGCCUAGACCGGGUGACGACACCAUGGCAGAUGGAGGCGAUGAAGACGAUGAGCCCACAGCACGAUCUCAACAGCGGCGGAAACCAGCUCGUGUCCUCGACGACGAUGAGGACGAGGACGGUGAUGUGCCUCCAGCCACUAAUGGUGGUGAUACAUCGAUGGUGGAUGACAGUGUCGAAACCGCAGGGGAUAGUGACCAUGGUGGAGACUAGUUACCUCGAGAGAAUAUGAAAGCAAACACUAUCAUCAAUCAAAUUGGUCACCCCGACGCAGCGGCAAGACGCGACAGCAUCAUGGGCAUUGGAGACAUCGUCACAAAGUAUCAAGCAGACAACUCGCAGGUUGCGUGGUCUUCUACCACAUUCCUACCAGCCAAUAUGACCUCCCCGCUCACAGAAAAGCUCCGCCGGAAGCGAUACACACUCGACUGGAGCAAACCCCCGAGAAAAGGGAAGGUGAAGCUUGGUCUCGAUGAGCGGCUGAAGCUGGAAGGUACGCUGCAGAAGGAAGUCCUCAAACUUCGUGAGCGAUUAGACCGCGGAAGCAAGAGUUCUCGCACCCUGCGAAGACUUUGGGAUGAUCACGAGGCUCUUCUAGCAUUAGGAAGCAGACCAUAGGGACAAAUUUGGUGCAAUAGUUUAGGAGGCAUAAUCAAAAUUGAUACCACACGUCG